GGACAGUUCCAACAACCAGGGAGGGGCGUGCUGGUGAGACAAAGAAAUAUGAUUGCGUCGCAAAACGAUGGACAGGAUUGGUGGAAAAUUGAACCCAAAUACUCUGCUAAAGUUCUCAUUGGAAACUGUCUGGAAGAGAGGAAAAAGUUUAUAAAAGACACUGGGAAACUCGGCAGCAGCGUAUACAGAACAGACUUCAUUUGCUUCCCAGAUCACAAACCAGACCAAACACUAAGGAGAACCAUGAUGGAAAAAUUUGAGGGCCUGCCAAUGCAGCAAUUCUUCACCCAUCAUGAGGAACCAAGAAGCCGAAAUUUGGUAUCGGAGUAUGACGAUAAAUACAAUAGACAUGGUUACAACCCUGUGCUGCCUCCCCUCCGCAGCUGGAAUGGACGCAAGUUUGCCUGGAUUCCUCAGAAAUCAGAUUUUCCCAUUCUUGAACCACCUACCAACUAUGGCAUUCUUGAGCACCUGAUGAAAAAAUGGCACGAGAAAGAAGAUGGAGUGAUGAACAGUGUCUACACCAUUUCCUAUGAAAGCCCACCGAUUUCUGCUUUUGCUACUUGUCAACUGAGACAGCCAGCUAAAACUCAUGAUCUCCCUUUCAACCAGGGAUGUCUUCCCCAAAACAUUAGUAGAAUCCUGGAUUAUGAAGGGGGUCAGAAAUACCUGCAAGCCAUCAGCCAACUGGUGAGAGACAGAAAAGCAAGGGAUGCCUCCGUGUAAACUGCUUAGGGUGAUCUUGAGUACUACUUAAUAUAGCUUGUUGCUCAUGUACGUAAGAGUGAUUUGUUCCAUGCAGAAGGAAUGAGAAUUAGGUUAUAAAUGUGGAGGGCUGUCUACUAGUUAGAACAAGUUGCUGGGUUACAUGCUGACCUGCAGAUGGCUGGGAAUAUUUCAGAAGAUAUUAAAUCACUGGAAACAAAAUUUUCAUCUGUUGGUUUCUAGUCAAUGAACAGUUGCAGGAAGGAAAAAAAAAAACAGAAUGGGACUGAACCUGAAAGGAUAUAAAUCUCUUAAUUGCUUUGUCCUUAGCUGUUUUUUUCAUUUUUACACAGCUUGCUAUAAUUUCUUUGACAAAAGAGUAGAAAAGAAACUUGUGUUAUUCCAUAAUGUGUCUGAAACAUCCAAGGAUAAAGUAAACCUAUGAAAUGGCUGCAUACCUAAGGACAAGGUGAACCAAGGUUUAUCCCAAUGCAGUAAGCAAGCAGACCUUGAUUGCCCUUGGCUUUACAUAUUGAAUGGCACUUAAUGGUAGAUAAGCUGCAAAGUAAACUACAUUAGUUGACCUUACAUUACCAAACAGUAAACCUAGAAGAAAUAGUUGUAGGUGGCCUUUAUACUGCUGGAUAGGCCACCCCGAUCCUUUACUUGGUUGAGAAAGUAUGUGAACGACCUAUGUAAAAAAUGCUGACAGAAGUCCAAAUUCUUAUUGCACUGAUGUGCAACUCCUGUAUUUAAAUCACAUUUGGUCCAGAGGAGAUAUUUGGAAGGUUCAGCUGCUAUUGGUCUGAGGCUCAACAAUAAACUUGCAGCAAGUUAAAGGCUUAGAUUAAAUAUAUCUGGAAUUAAUUCAAUACAUAUUUAUCUCUUAAACAAUUUUGCUCAAGAUUAGCAAUAAUAUAAUUAUUUUUAGGAACAAGAUAAAGCAUAUACUUUAGUCUUGGCAUGGACAAGCCUCUGGCCAUGGUCUGUACAGUUUUACCCCUGCAACAUUUUAGUCACUGUGAUUUAGGUUUGCUUUUUCAAGGUCGGAUUUUCAACUGAAGGACAUGGACGAUUCAGGCGUGUGUGUAGAGCAACAGUGGCACCUAUUGGCAAAGCCAUUCUUCACUGACUGUGAGACAACCAAAAACGUCUGCAAGAGAGGUAUGCAGACCCUCAACUAGUUGCGUGAAUCAGAAGGCAGCAUUGUUAAUGAAAUCUUUCAGAGAUGCAAGAGCCCUGAUAAUUAGAUAAGCAUUAUAU
This is a messenger RNA of Harpia harpyja (harpy eagle), 1968 nucleotides long. It is a transcript of the gene CFAP107, whose product is annotated as cilia and flagella associated protein 107. The record is from RefSeq and is a predicted model, not a curated record. The transcript is spliced from 4 exons. The coding region runs from base 49 to 726 and encodes 225 amino acids. NCBI's taxonomy places the organism in Eukaryota, Metazoa, Chordata, Aves, Accipitriformes, Accipitridae.